CAGUUAAUAUCAAUUUUCAAUUUAUCAGUUUUAUCUUUCUUGUGUCGGCUGUAGAGUUUUAAGUGAUUACUGUUUUUGAUAUCUGUAGUUUUGUCACGUUUUGUGUUGGUUUGAUGAUCAUCUAAAAUCUUAAAGGAAGGUAUAGGUAUAUUUACUAACUAUUUUUUCAGUAGCAUUAGCAAAAAUUACUAGGUGUUUCAACAAAAAGAUUUUUUGAAACAAAGGUGGUCUGUCAGGCCAAGUUUACGACAUAAAAGUUAAGUUUUAAAUAAUCUACAUUGUAGAGAUUUUCAGCACCUUUCAUAAAAAUGAACACCUACAUUUUACAUUAUAUUUUACAAAAAAAAUCGUUUUAUUUUUUUCAAAAAAAUUUUCGUUUCAAAGAACUUCUUAAUUUUUCUUAUGCAAACAACUUAUUGCUAUUUAUAAGUAACAAACCAUUGUAAUAAUAAUUUUUAUUCUAAGGGCCGGUUGUUCAAACGCUAAUCAGCAAUGAUCAUUCUCAAAUAUUUAAUUACUGUCACCAACUGUCAAUGUCAACUUUGUUUGGGUUGCUGAAAACAUAAUUGAUUACAAUUAUGAAAUUACUUAAUCAAUUAUGUUAAUAAUUGUUAUGUUAAUUGAUUAACUAAUCUCAUAAUUAUAAUCAAUUAUGUUUUCAGCAACCCAAUAAAAGUUGACAUUGACAGUUUUGGUGACAGUAAUUAAAUAUUUGAUAGUGAUCAUUGUUGAUUAGCGUUCGAACAACCGGCCCUAGUUGUUUCAUUAGGUUUGUUCCAACCCUUCACAUUACCGUUCUGGAAUGGUUAGGCUAGGCGUAUGCGCAUGUGCAAUAACGUAUAAUUAUGCGCAGUAACACAUUUUUCGUUACUGCGCAGACUCAUAACAAUCUGGUGAUUUUUAGCAAAAUCUGGCAACUUUUGAAGCGAUUGUCUGGUGAUUUUUAGUUUUUUGACCUGGCAACCUUGAGUCUGGGUUCUACGACUGAGCGAACAACAUCGCUUUGAAUUUUAAGGUGGCAUCUGAGUUUAAAUAAAGAACACGUGGAAGCAAAUAAAUUAAUAUGUCCACAGGAAUAUAACAUCAAUAUCAGUUACAGCAACAUUGGAAGUCUUGAGUAAAUACCAAAAAGGAAAUAGCAACAAAUUUAAAUAUAAGUUUCAACCAGUAAUGCCGGUCAUUAUAAAACUCAGAUAGCCACCUUAAUUAUGGGACCAUCUCCUACUUUGGAGUACCCAAUUUUGCAUUGUUUUUGAAAGACAAAACCAUUACUUGAUUCCACAGCUACCAAUAUAGCAACUGUUUUGGCUACUAUCUCACAUCAAUCCAUCAGCUUUGUAUGUGGCAGUUCAUUACCUUCUGAUCGAGGAUCAUCUUAAGAGGACUUCAUUGGACAACAGUGUGUUUUUGAAAAGAUAAGGCUAUAUUUUUUUAUUGUUACUUAAAUUCCUAAUAACUUUGAUUUUUGUGUACUUUUUGUAAACUGCUCUAUAUCGAUAUAAACCAGGUACAUUUUAUAGUUCUUUGUAAAAUAGGGGGGUUUGUUUUUCUCUUUAAGAGAGUUGUAUUUCAAGUAAAAGGUAAAUAAGUAAUGGUCAAUAAUAAUUCUAAAUAAAUUCAGGCAUAAAAGCAAUAAUCAGGCAUACAAUUUUAUAAGAAAGUAAAUACAUUAUUACAAGGAUUUUCACAUUUAAAUAUUAUUCAAUUUAUAUAUAAAAGUCAUUGAACCCGACUCAUUUCAAUAAAUUUCAGAUAUUUCCCAGCAUCUAUAGGGUAAGCUUAGUUCUUCCAUAUAGAUCUGGUAUGUAAGAUUUGGACACGUGAUAGUCCAGUUAGAUAUUAAGUACUAACAAUAUUAUUAAGACGUUGGCUAUUCUCACGGACUCGAUGAUACAUUUCUACUAAUACCUUUUUGCUUAGCACAGUAGUGGUUUUUUUUUGUAUUUACUAGUGGCUUUUCGGUCGUAUUUUAUCUCAACACCCUACUGUUUUCAUGGUUUCUAUUUACCUAAUAUGUAAAUAAAGUAUGUAUACUUUUACUUACUUUAUAGAUUUAUUUAACAGAUAUUGUUUAAUAUAAAUAAAUUAUCAAUAUAUUUGUCAUUCAUACUUUUGAUUUUUAUUUCAGCCUAUUACCAGUAUAUAAAAUAGCAAUACAAAGUAAAUAUUGAAUUUUGUUGUAUUUCAGGAAAUUGUCUUCAGUGUCAUUGCGUUCCUGUCGUUCGUUACUUUAAAAAAAUCUCGAACCUUUCCAACUGCUUGGUUCCUAGAGCCGAGUUCGUUCGAGUUGGCGCCCUUUGUUCUUCUUCUUUCUUCGUUGUACCUCGAUAUUAUUUUAUCUCUAGCAUUCUUAUCUAUUUACCUUCCAUUUUUUGUAUUAAAUAGGUCUCAUUUUAUCCCUUCUUUGUUCCCAUAUUUCUAAACAUGUUCAGUGCAUAAAAGCUAGCCCGAAUCCCGACUUGAGAGUUUGUGUCUCUCCGUCAAUUUUAAUUGGUUCCUCUGAGCUAAGCCGUUCUUCAUUUUAUCUGAAAUAUUUUCUCUUCUAUUUUCCUCCUCUUUAUCAGUUUUUUCUCUUCCAAAUCCCAAUACCUAGAGUAUUGGGUUACAAAUUGGCGCCCAACGUGGGGUAUUUUUGCACUUAACUUCUGGCUUUUUAUCUUUGGUCGUUGCAUUUUAACUUUUAGUUUUGUUCUUUCACUUUUAGUUUUCAGUUAAACGGUUGGUUUUUUUUUGUUUUGCUUUUGCACAUUAUCUAUUGUCUAUAUCUUAAAUAAACUUGUUUUGCUGUAUACUGGGUAGACUGAAUAAAUUGCCUUGUUUUGACUAAUUAAGUACCUAUUUUGGUUUAAAAAUAAAUAAAUUAGAAUAUAUAAUAAAAUUUUCAAUAUCUCAAAUUUAACGGUUUCACAUCUUUUAAAAGUCCGGAGUAGCAUCAACGUAACUCACUUCACUACCUGAAAGUAACAUUUUUGGAAUUUUUUAGGUUUCUCUGGGGUUGUAACAGUGCACUGCAUCUACCUUCACGACUAGACAGACGAAUAAACAUUACUGGUAUAAGUAUUCACUAGAACAUUAGCUUGAGGACAGAGAGUAAGUUAAACUUUUCCUACGUUAUCAUAUCUCAUUCUCAAGUGUAUCUCUUAGUUGUGUAACAUGACAGCGUUUAAGGUAGAGCAUUUGCUAGCUCCUGAGUUGGAGUAUGAGUUGAGAGUCCGUCAAUUAAAUGAUCCAUCGAUAGCAACAGUUGAUCAGAAAAGGGUAACAUUGAGAGGUGCUUUGACGCAAACUUCAGCGAACCGAAGUCAUGCUGUUCUGUCAGCUUCCCAUCUUAAGUUUAGUGAGGAGCUUCCUGAAAUAGAAGUUACUUUAGCAGAUCUCAAGGCCAAAAUUAGUGCGUUUGUUGGUACCUCUAGUGAUACUGCCUAUGGUCGUUAUACUUCUCGGUUGGGUCAUGUUGCAGGUAGAGUCCAUCUGUUGGAACCUAUAACAGAGGAAGAGGAUGCAGUGAAGAGGUCUCUUAAUUUCAGAAUUUUAGCUCUGGAAGGUGAACUUGAUUUCAAAGUGACUCCACAAGCUCACUCCACCCCUCAUAACACUAGUGUCUCAGUAAACUCCUUUCCCUUCAUUAUGUCGGCUCCUAUUCAUAAAUGGGGUGUACAUUUUUCAGGUAGUACGAAUGAAAAUGUUGUUAGUUUCUUGGAGAAAAUAGAAUGUCUGCGUCUAGCGCGUGGGAAUAGUGAGGAGGAGUGCUUUUCGUCUGCAGGAGACCUAUUUAAAGAUUCAGCCUUUACUUGGUACCUCAAUAACCGAGGUAGCUUUACUUCAUGGCAGCAGUUAGUUGCCAAACUUAAAUCGGAUUUUCUUCCUUAUAAUUAUGAGGACACGUUAUUAGACGACAUAAAAUCACGUAAACAAGCUCCUCAACAGAAAGUCACUAUUUUCAUUAACGAAAUUGUUAGUCUAUGUAAACGUUUGGAGGUUCCUCUGUCUGAGUCACAUAUAGUUAGGAUUAUUAAGAAGAAUUUGUUGCCGUCGUAUCAUUCCAGUCUAGCACUUACAGAUAUUCCAUCUAUUGGUGAUCUUACUGAAAAAUGUAAGAGAUUAGAAGAAGUUUUGUCAUGGUCUUCUGAACCUGUAUCUAGUGUCCCUAGUCGGUCAAAUGGUAGAAAUAACGAAUCGUCCUAUUCUGGUAGGCCAAAUUAUUCUCGGUCUGGUAAUGUCUCUACUUUUAACUCCAGAAUUACCUGUUGGAAUUGUCGACAGCCAGGACAUGGGUAUUUUGACUGUUCUGAACCUAGAGGUUUGUUUUGCUAUGGGUGUGGAAGUCAAGGAGUCCGUAAGUUUGAGUGCGAAUUCUGUUCGGGAAACGACAGAAGGGGUGGGUCGUCUCCCCUGGCUCCCAUUCCUCAUCAAAAUACAGGGAAUACCCUAGAAAAUCCUCAAGACCCAGGAACCAGUUUCUCGAGUCAGGAGGCCCAUGCCUCAACCCCUCAAACAUCCUAACCUCCACCAAAAGACAAAAGA
This is a messenger RNA of Diabrotica virgifera virgifera (western corn rootworm), 4524 nucleotides long. RefSeq lists its product as uncharacterized. The record is from RefSeq and is a predicted model, not a curated record. The transcript has 2 exons. The coding region runs from base 3154 to 4503 and encodes 449 amino acids. NCBI's taxonomy places the organism in Eukaryota, Metazoa, Arthropoda, Insecta, Coleoptera, Chrysomelidae. Gene Ontology annotation, molecular function: nucleic acid binding; zinc ion binding.